Messenger RNA from Hypoxylon trugodes, 663 nucleotides. RefSeq lists its product as uncharacterized. The record is from RefSeq and is a predicted model, not a curated record. The coding region runs from base 1 to 663 and encodes 220 amino acids. The transcript is spliced from 4 exons. Lineage: Eukaryota; Fungi; Ascomycota; Sordariomycetes; Xylariales; Hypoxylaceae.
AUGCCGAAUAUAGAUCAAUUCAAAAAUCCGCAGGCACGUAAAGUAGCAGCUCUCUACCAUAUUGUUGGGCAAUACAUUCAAACACCUAAAGUCGGCGGUUUCAAGUUUCCUAAUACGAAACCGUUCGGUGAGAUGAAGGAUUUCGCCGAAGCGAAAGGUUUCAAAAACCAUCCCGUUGCUCAGGGCGAACUCGGCCUUGGGGAUUGGUACCGCGCUGAUAUGUUAGCCACUUUCUUCAAAGAAUUGCUCGAGUGCCCUGUCGACGAGGGCAAGUUGAGCCUACUAGAAUCUAAUUCAUGGCGCCUUUCAAAGGAGAAGCUUUUUCAACAUCAUCGGGGGAACACUACUGAAGUCCACUGGCGGACCGGCUUUUUUCUCUACCCCAAUGAAAAAUCUAGGCGGGAUUCUAUAUGCUUCCUUACAACCGAGGAUUCCCUCGACCAAGACACCCUCACUCCUGGCGAAGUUGCCUGCAUUGCGGGCAGCGGUUUUUCCAGAUUGCCAAAAAGGAAAGCUCCCAAACAAGUGGCAGCACCAGUCACAGUCGUGUCGGCUUCCGGAAAAGGCCUCAGGGUUAUUCAAGGCUGUGCUGACAACGAUGGCUUGAUCAACCUAUUUAAGACGAGUUUCAUCAAGGUCGAUGGAGCACUAGAGCAAUAUUAG